Messenger RNA from Coregonus clupeaformis (lake whitefish), 1020 nucleotides. RefSeq names its product proheparin-binding EGF-like growth factor. The coding region runs from base 241 to 966 and encodes 241 amino acids. The record is from RefSeq and is a predicted model, not a curated record. Lineage: Eukaryota; Metazoa; Chordata; Actinopteri; Salmoniformes; Salmonidae. The transcript has 6 exons. Gene Ontology annotation, biological process: positive regulation of cell population proliferation; positive regulation of mitotic nuclear division; epidermal growth factor receptor signaling pathway.
CGUGACGCCUCUAGUCUGGCGUUCCUUCCACUCGUCCCCACUCUGCAAAGGCUGUGUGCGCCACCGCUACCCGAGACGCGCCCGGCAUCUUGAAUAAGAAAGUCGCACUGAGAACCGAAGGAAUAGGCCUACCAGGAACGUGUAAAGAAAACAAAUAUCGAGUACGUGGACAAGAGAAAGGAAAACGAUAUACAGUGAUUUUUGCAGAAUUACAGUUGGUGGUGAUUGAAGUUUGAAGACAUGAGGAUUCUACGAGUUGCGCUCCUGCUCGUCCAUGCCUUUGUGGUGUCGAGAUUGGUGAGUGGAGCUGUGGUGGACAGGUAUGAGAUUGAGAGGCCGCAGCAGCAGCACACGGCAGUUAUCAACCUGUUGGAUGUCCUGAGCGACAGAAGGAUGGAGGGAGGGAUGGAGGAGAGUAACCACGGCGUGGAGGGUCCAGUGUUGGAGGAUGAUGGAAGUGAGGAAGAGGAUGAGGAGUACUAUGAUUACUACGAUGAAGAUGAAGAAGAUGCCUCAGGGGACUAUGAGGUGGAAUUACCUCGAGUUGCAUUGUCGACUAAACCUAAAGACCCAUCGGCCAUCUUGGAAGCUGAGAGGAAGAGGAGGAGAGGAAAGGGGAGGAAGAAGGGAAAGGGGAAGGGGAAGAAGAGGAACCCUUGUCUGAAGAAGUAUAAGGACUUUUGUAUCCAUGGCACCUGUCAUUACCUGAGGGACAUCAAAGCUGCGUCAUGCAUAUGUCGUCCCAGUUACUCUGGGGAGCGGUGUCACCUGUUCACGCUGGCUUCAGAGGGGAGGGACGUGGGAGGCUACAGCAGGACCACAGCUCUGGCUGUGGUGGCAGUGGUGUUGUCCUCUCUCUGUCUCACCAUCAUAGGCCUGCUGCUGGUGCUCAGGUUUCACAAGCGAGGAGCGUACGACAUAGAGAAUGAGGAGAAGGUGAAACUGGGGUCAGCGCCCAACCACUGAAGAGCUGGAGAGAAGGGACAGGAUAGGGAAAUUCUACCUCAAAAUAGAAAAGAA